CUCGGUUCAUGCAUGACGCGCGUCAGUCGAGUUGAGCGUAAAAAUCUGCCCGAGUCUCUCGGCUGUCAUGAUGACUUGAGGACCGGUGAACCGGCUGUAGAGCAGUGCAUGCAGAAGACGGAUCGACGUUACCAGUUAUUGCGCAACACUUGCGGACAUGAUCACACUGUACUGGCAUUUUGCACUAGGCCUACUCCGUGGCCACGAUCUCAAGUUGAGUCUUUGCUUGAUGCUACAUGUACCUCCAUUCCCUGCCUUCAUUUCAAGUAUUUUUCAGCCAGCUCAUCUAAAAAGUAAAAUUCAGCACAACGUUAGAUCUGACUAUAUUAAAGUCAGUAACAUAAGUUUGGUCUAGCUUUUUAGACAAGAAAAAUUGUUAUUUCAAUUGACGAAAACAGGACACUUCUGACGCUAUGUCUGGAACAAUUUUCACUCCAACAAAUCAGAUCCGGUUAACGAAUGUUGCCAUCGUAAGAAUAAAGAAAACUGGUAAAAGAUUUGAGAUAGCCUGCUACAAGAACAAGGUCAUGUCAUGGAGAAAUAAAGUAGAGAAGGACAUUGAUGAGGUUUUACAAACGCAUUCAGUAUUUGUGAAUGUCUCCAAGGGUCAGGUCGCCAAGAGAGAAGAUCUUGUCAAAGCUUUUGGAACAGAAGAUACCACAGAGAUUUGCAAACAAAUUUUAACCAAGGGUGAACUGCAGGUCUCUGACAAAGAGCGUAGCCAGCAGCUUGAGUCCAUGUUCCGUGAUAUUGCAACAAUCGUAGCUGAGAAGUGUGUUAACCCCAACACUAAGAGACCGUAUACUGUAGGCAUGAUAGAAAGAGCAAUGAAAGAUAUACACUAUUCAGUUAAACCAAACAGAAGUACAAAGCAACAGGCUCUGGAGGUCAUCAGGAAACUACGUGAGACUGAGACCAUGGCAAUAGACCGUGCUCAGAUGAGGUUGAGGAUUGUUCUUCCGGGGAAAGAAGCCAAGAAGGUGAAGAGCAAAUUGAUCCAACUCAUAGCUACAGUUGAAGAGGAACAUUUCAGUGAUGGUUUAGAAAUGGUAUGCCUAGCUGAUCCUGGAUGCUACAGAGAGAUGGAGGAACUGGUCAAGGAGAGUACCAGAGGGAAGGGGAUGGUGGAGGUAGUCAGUCUCAAGGAGGUGGAAGAAGGAGAUGAGAGAUUAGAAUGAAACAUCCUCAUCACUCUUAACCCAUCGACUACUGAACUCUACCAUUUCCAUGGACAUUGUACAUGGACCACAAGGUUCUAGUUGGCAAUGGGUUAAUCUGUGGAUGAAUGCACCAGUUUUUGCUCCGAUCUCCAAGUAGGAUUUAUGGCAGAGUUGUUGUACAACCAGAGAUUCUUUCUUGGUAUAACCAGAGUUCGAUCUUGGGUUUACAAUUGAAUGUUGUACAACCGACCCAAUUUUAAAUGGGUCAAUGAAUAUUUGGUUGCAUGGAUGAGAAUGCAUUAACCAUCUCGAUUUCUAAUCAUAGGGGAUUUUCAGUAAAACCAAAACUUGCUUUCAUAGGCCCAUAUUCUGAACUCUGGUUUCACUUUAAACCAUAGUCCAAAGUUAUUUUUUUAACAAUAGGUAUUUUAAGGUGACACCAAUCUCUAUGAUUACAUGAUCAAUUUAUCUUCAUAGUUUGAAUUCAUA
Messenger RNA from Lytechinus variegatus (green sea urchin), 1649 nucleotides. It is a transcript of the gene sbds, whose product is annotated as ribosome maturation protein SBDS-like. Gene Ontology annotation, biological process: cytosolic ribosome assembly; ribosome biogenesis. The record is from RefSeq and is a predicted model, not a curated record. The transcript is spliced from 5 exons. Lineage: Eukaryota; Metazoa; Echinodermata; Echinoidea; Temnopleuroida; Toxopneustidae. The coding region runs from base 414 to 1178 and encodes 254 amino acids.